Sungouiella intermedia is the source of this 1386-nucleotide messenger RNA. Lineage: Eukaryota; Fungi; Ascomycota; Pichiomycetes; Serinales; Metschnikowiaceae. The record is from the annotation of a GenBank genome assembly.
AUGUACUUUCCGUUAAUCGGCCGACUCUCGCUACUCGAGUGGCCGUUGUUGUUGAUUUCGGUUCUUCUAACAUGGAUUGAAUAUGUAAGCACAGCCAUCACCAAGUUGCUACCUACGCCGGUGCUCUCUUUGAUGACUGGCAGUGUUAAGGCAUUGUACAAACUCACACCCAACCCAAUAAACUUCAUCACCAAGGAUUCCAGUCUCGUCGACAAAGAGAUUCCCUAUAAGUACAUUUCUAAGUCAAAUGGCGAAAUCGAUGAGGACAAGUACAAUCGAAUGAGUGGACUUUUAAACAGCAGAAACAUCCAGGAAAUGUGCAAAUUGUUUGGAUACGACGUGGAAAGUAGAGUCAUCAGGACUCAGGACGAUUAUCUUUUGACAGUUCAGCGAAUCACGAAGCCCGGUGAAGAUGUUCCCAGGAAUGGGAAAGUGGUCUACAUGCACCAUGGCUUGCUCAUGUGCUCAGAAAUAUGGGUUACCAUGAUUGACGAACACGAAAACUUGCCCUUCAUCUUGUACGAAUUGGGUUACGACGUUUGGCUCGGAAAUAAUAGAGGCAACAAGUACUCGCACAAGCACCUCUCCAGACCUUUAAACUCGGAGGCAUUCUGGAACUUUUCCAUCGACGAGUUUGCCUUGUACGAUAUUCCAGACUCCAUCAACUAUAUAUUGUCGGAAGUUGGUAAGGAAAAAUUGACGUAUAUUGGCUUCUCACAGGGUACAGCUCAGGCUUUCGCCAGUGUUUCUAUAAACCCAGAAUUGAACGAGAAGGUGGAGAAGAUUAUUGCUAUUUCUCCUGCUACAACACCACAUGGGCUCUAUUCUAGAUUCUUGGACAUUCUUCUUAAGUCUAGCCCCAAUAUUGUGUACUUGAUGUUCUCCAGAAAAGUAUUGAUGCCCUCAGUGAUGUUCUGGGAACGUCUCAUGUAUCCACCCUUCUUUGACACCUCCAUCGACAUAUCCAACUACAUGCUCUUCAACUGGAGGUCUCUUAAUAUUGACAAAAUCCAGAAAGUUGCAUCGUACGCACAUUUGUACUCUACGACGUCAGUCAAGACAGUUGUCCAUUGGUUCCAGAUUAUAUCGUCCAAGAACUUUCAAAUGUACCAUGAUGAGACAUCAGGGCUCAAUUUAUUAACACCUAUCAGCUAUCCGUUGAAGAACAUCAAAAUCCCUAUUCACUUAAUAUACGGGGACUCGGACUCGCUUGUGGAUAUCAAUGUCAUGGAGAAUCAAUUGCCAGAGAAGUGGACUACUUCGAGUCCUGUGAAAAACCAUGAACAUCUUGACAAUUUAUGGGGACGAGAUGUCGCGACUGAAGUGUUUCCACUAGUGUUGGCUGCGUUGGGUGAGGCACCCAAGGCAAAUGGGUAUUUAGAGUAG